AUGAGUCAAGCAGAUGGGACUACUAGCAGGUAUAUUAUGAAUGAUGUCCCUGCCCGACAAAAGAAGAAAGAAGAGGAUGCUGAUUUGAAUCUAGCUCAAACAAUUAUGCGUAAUCAUCAAUAUAGCAAAUCCCGUCAGGCAGAUGAUGAAUAUGAUUAUGAUGAUGGUCCAAGGAAAAAGACUCGCAAGAAAGGAGGGGGAGGCAAUCAUAAAUCCAGUGAGAUAUCUAAUUCGGCAAACCGCUUCUUCACGCAGCAAGAGCGCUGUCAAUUUUGCUUUGAGAAUCCAACAAGACCUAAGCAUCUGAUCGUUGCUAUUGCAAACUUUACCUACUUGUCAUUACCUCAAAUGCCGCCUGUUGUACCGGGUCAUUGUUGCAUUUUAACCUUGCAGCAUGAAUCGUCCACGAGAUCUGUUGAUGAUAAUGUGUGGGAUGAGAUUCGGAACUUCAAGAAAUGCCUAAUAAUGAUGUUUAAAAAUCAGGAGAAGGAUGUAGUAUUCCUUCAGACACGGCUACUUGUUCUGGGAAUUUUACUGAUGCAGAGUAAACGCUACUACAACACUGAAGAAUAG
Fraxinus pennsylvanica is the source of this 573-nucleotide messenger RNA. NCBI's taxonomy places the organism in Eukaryota, Viridiplantae, Streptophyta, Magnoliopsida, Lamiales, Oleaceae. The record is from the annotation of a GenBank genome assembly.